AUGUCCUUCGGCAGAGACAUGGAGCUGGAGCACUUCGAUGAGAGGGACAAGGCGCAGAGAUACAGCAGAGGGUCGCGGGUGAACGGCCUGCCGAGCCCCACGCACAGCGCCCACUGCAGCUUCUACCGCACCCGCACGCUGCAGACCCUCAGCUCCGAGAAGAAGGCCAAGAAAGUUCGUUUCUAUCGAAAUGGAGAUCGAUAUUUCAAAGGGAUUGUGUAUGCCAUCUCCCCAGACCGCUUCCGAUCUUUUGAGGCCCUCCUGGCUGAUUUGACCCGAACUCUGUCGGAUAACGUGAAUUUGCCCCAGGGAGUUAGAACAAUCUACACCAUUGAUGGGCUCAAGAAGAUUUCCAGCCUGGACCAACUAGUGGAAGGAGAGAGUUAUGUGUGCGGCUCAAUAGAGCCCUUCAAGAAACUGGAGUAUACCAAGAAUGUGAACCCCAACUGGUCAGUGAAUGUCAAGACCACCUCAGCUUCCCGGGCAGUGUCUUCACUGGCUACUGCCAAAGGCAGCCCUUCAGAGGUGCGUGAGAAUAAGGAUUUCAUUCGGCCUAAGCUGGUCACCAUCAUCAGGAGUGGAGUGAAGCCGCGGAAAGCUGUCAGGAUUCUGCUGAACAAGAAGACAGCUCAUUCCUUUGAGCAGGUCCUCACUGACAUAACCGACGCCAUCAAGCUGGACUCCGGAGUGGUGAAACGCCUGUACACUUUGGAUGGCAAACAGGUGAUGUGCCUUCAGGACUUUUUUGGUGACGAUGACAUUUUUAUUGCAUGUGGACCGGAGAAGUUCCGUUACCAGGAUGAUUUCUUGCUAGAUGAAAGUGAAUGUCGUGUGGUGAAGUCCACUUCUUACACCAAAAUAGCUUCAUCAUCCCGCAGGAGCACCACCAAGAGCCCAGGACCUUCCCGGCGCAGCAAAUCCCCUGCCUCCACCAGCUCAGUUAAUGGAACCCCUGGUAGUCAGCUCUCUACUCCUCGAUCGGGCAAGUCGCCAAGCCCAUCACCCACCAGUCCAGGAAGCCUGCGGAAGCAGAGGAGCUCUCAGCAUGGUGGCUCUUCUACUUCACUGGCAUCCACCAAAGUCUGCAGCUCAAUGGAUGAGAACGAUGGCCCUGGGGAAGGUGAUGAGCUUGGGACUUGGUAUCUGAGGAGAAGGUCCAGCUUUUAUAGGGGCAGAGGAAUGGAAGUGUUGGAGGAAGGCUUCCAGAUUCCAGCCACAAUAACAGAACGAUAUAAAGUCGGAAGGACAAUAGGAGAUGGAAAUUUUGCCGUUGUCAAGGAAUGUGUAGAAAGGUCGACUGCUAGGGAGUAUGCUCUGAAAAUUAUCAAGAAGAGCAAGUGUCGAGGCAAAGAACACAUGAUCCAGAAUGAGGUGUCUAUUUUAAGAAGAGUGAAGCAUCCCAAUAUCGUCCUUCUGAUUGAGGAGAUGGACGUGCCGACUGAGCUUUAUCUUGUCAUGGAAUUAGUAAAGGGAGGAGACCUUUUUGAUGCCAUUACUUCCACUAACAAAUAUACCGAGCGAGAUGCCAGUGGGAUGCUGUACAACCUGGCCAGCGCCAUCAAAUACCUGCAUAGCCUGAACAUCGUGCACCGAGACAUCAAGCCAGAGAACCUGCUGGUAUAUGAGCACCAAGAUGGCAGCAAAUCCCUGAAGCUGGGUGACUUUGGAUUGGCCACCAUUGUAGAUGGCCCCCUAUACACAGUCUGUGGCACCCCAACAUAUGUGGCUCCUGAAAUAAUUGCAGAGACUGGAUAUGGCCUCAAGGUGGACAUCUGGGCAGCUGGUGUAAUCACUUACAUCCUACUGUGUGGUUUCCCUCCAUUUCGUGGAAGUGGUGAUGACCAGGAGGUGCUUUUUGAUCAGAUCUUGAUGGGGCAAGUGGACUUUCCUUCUCCAUACUGGGAUAAUGUUUCUGAUUCUGCAAAGGAGCUCAUUACCAUGAUGCUGUUGGUCAAUGUGGAUCAGCGAUUUUCAGCUGUGCAAGUCCUUGAGCAUCCCUGGGUUAAUGAUGAUGGCCUCCCAGAAAAUGAACAUCAGCUGUCAGUAGCUGGAAAGAUAAAGAAGCAUUUCAACACAGGCCCCAAGCCGAACAGCACAGCAGCCGGAGUUUCUGUCAUAGCAACCACCGCUCUUGAUAAGGAGAGGCAGGUUUUCCGACGAAGACGCAACCAGGAUGUGAGGAGCCGGUACAAGGCGCAGCCAGCUCCGCCAGAACUCAACUCGGAAUCGGAAGACUACUCCCCGAGCUCCUCCGAGACUGUUCGCUCCCCCAACUCACCCUUUUAAUAAGCCCCUUUUACUCAAAGUCCUAGCUUAACCCUUUGAGACUCUGAGAUUUUUUUCCCCAAAAUUUAUGUGAAACAGUUUCAUCUGAUCUAUCUAGCGCUCAAUGCUUGAAUGGCAGAAGAGAAAGUGUGUUUUCGGGUAUCUUUGUAGCGAUUUCCCUUUACUGAAUGAGAUGGCACGUGUCGUUUGUGAAGAUGGUAAUUUGCUGCUAAUAGGGUCCUCAAAGGGUUAAAGCUAAUUUGCAAAUUUUUUUAAACAUAGAAGCAAUGAAUGUUUUCAUCAGUCAAGUUAGGAUCUGCAGUAUGUAAUAUAGCACAUGUUAACCCUCUGAGUGCAUAGAAUUUUAUUGAGAAUCCUUGCUGGGGAAUUUUUCAGGCCUUUGGAUGUACACGCACAUGUUUCUUGAUUUUACUGCAGAUCAAGGGGUGUUAUUAAAAUGCUGAAACGUCCAGACAAGAAGGGGAUCUAGAAUGAUCUCUUGCUUGUCCUUUUCUGUGGGUUUAGAACAUGGCAGGUUUAUAACUUCAGCAUAUGCACCCCUCUUUCCUCUUCAUGAUCCUAUUAGGAAAAGGGAAUUUUUUUUUUCUUCUUUAGAAGUAUAACCAUCUGCUGCAGUGAGGCCUGCAUGGUGGGGAGUGGAGGGAAUUGGGUUUGUGGCAAACAGCCUGACCCAGGAAAUUGUCGGUGCCCUCUCCCCACAAACUGUCUCCAUACAAAGAUGUACUGGUGACGCCUCAGAAAUGCUGCUUCUACAUCAGCUGCUGCUAGUGCCAGCACAGACCCUCCAGGGAUCACCAUGGCUUAUCUUGUGCUUGGUGAGGGAGGGUCUGUCUGCUCAGUAUCAAACAUCUACAGGAAAGAAACAACUGGUGGAAAAGAGCAAUAAAUUGCCAGGUGCUC
Messenger RNA from Marmota flaviventris (yellow-bellied marmot), 3186 nucleotides. The record is from RefSeq and is a predicted model, not a curated record. Lineage: Eukaryota; Metazoa; Chordata; Mammalia; Rodentia; Sciuridae.